Sardina pilchardus (European sardine) is the source of this 1725-nucleotide messenger RNA. Its product is annotated as carbonyl reductase [NADPH] 1-like. The coding region runs from base 53 to 883 and encodes 276 amino acids. The transcript is spliced from 4 exons. Gene Ontology annotation, molecular function: carbonyl reductase (NADPH) activity. The record is from RefSeq and is a predicted model, not a curated record. Lineage: Eukaryota; Metazoa; Chordata; Actinopteri; Clupeiformes; Clupeidae.
CGGAAAGUGAAAGUGAAAGGGCUCAAAUAAAAACAUCGGAGCACUUGAUGUGAUGGACACGCGUAAAGUUGCUCUUGUGACUGGGGCCAAUAAGGGUAUCGGUUUAGCGGUUGUGCGGGCAUUGUGCAAGCAAUUCACCGGCGAUGUGUACCUGACCUCCCGGGACGUGAGUCGGGGAACAGCAGCAGUGGACCAACUGAAAGCGGAGGGCCUGGAACCAUUAUUCCACCAGCUUGACAUCACAGACCCGACGAGUGUGAACGCUGCACGGGACUACUUUCAGAGAAAAUAUGGUGGUGUGGAUGUUCUCAUCAACAAUGCAGGCAUAGCAUUCAAAGGGGCAGACACUACACCUUUUGGAAUUCAAGCAGAGAUGACUCUCAAAACCAACUUUUUUGCAAACAGAGACAUGUGCAGUGUAUUUCUUCCCGUCAUGAAACCAGGGGGUAGAGUUGUGAACGUCUCCAGCGUCAUGGGCGAAAUUGCCCUGGGCAGAUGCAGCUCGGAACUCCAGACUCGCUUCCGCAGUGAUGCCCUCACAGAGGACGAGCUUGUGCUGCUGAUGCAGCAAUUCAUCAAGGAUGCUCAGGAGAGCACCCAUUUAGAGAAAGGCUGGACUGACACAGCCUAUGGUGUCUCCAAGAUUGGCCUCACCAUCCUCUCCAGGAUUCUAGCACACAGGUUGAGGCAGGACAGACCCCAAGACAACAUUCUCCUCAACUCCUGCUGCCCGGGCUGGGUGAAGACAGACAUGUCAGGGCACAACGGUCCCUUGACCCCAGAGCAAGGUGCGGACACCCCUGUGUAUCUCGCUCUGCUGCCCCCUGGAGCAGAUGAACCUCAUGGGCAGUAUUUAAAGGAGAGGAAGGUGCAUGAAUUUUGAGCAGUUUGGAGCAGUUUGGAUCAGGGUAUUCUGGAUUCUGGAUUUUGCAUUCAUGAAUUUUCAAAUUGUUGUACAUAUAGCAUAACUGCCAGGUCAGGUAGUGUACACAUAAAUGAACCUUUUGUUUUCAUGUGUAUUUUCUGGUUUAAAAUAACCUGGCUGACACCAGACAGAUUCUCAAGUCUCAGUUAUCCUUGAGAACUGGUCUAGGGACCUUCAUUAACUUCCUAUUUCCAAGGGGAAUAACCAGCAGAAUCGGUACAUUCAACUUUUACAAAAUCUUUUCAGAAGUACAGCAAACAGAUAUUUCUGUAACAAAGAUUGCAAAUGCAGCUGUUAUUCAAUUCCAAAAAAGUACAUAAACCUGCUAGUCUGGCUAUCACCAGACUAAGACUAACAUUAAUCUGGGGAGUCUGCGCUGUAUUUCUACUGCAUAAGAGGCAUGAUCAAUGAAAUACUGUAGUUCAAAUGACUCUGUCAGCAUUUGGUAGUCCUUUAACCAAUCAGACCAACGAUCUGGGUGUGCCUGGAGGAUAAGCUAGUUUGUGAUUGGUUCCAGCAAACGUGGACUGAAGCAGGAGAGAUAAAUGUGCAGCAAUGUUUCCAACCUGAGCUGCAGGGCAAAAUCCAAUCACCGGCAGAUCGGGCUGGGUUUACCCAGUUUAUAAACCUGAACCAGGUUUAUAAACCAUGUCAGUUUGAAUUUACAUGCAUUGCCCCAAUUUUAUUUUACACAAAAUAAACACAGAUAGGUAUAAAAGCAGUGGUUACUGUGUUAAAAAAAUAUAUUUUUACCAUAUUACAAUGUAAAAACAGUGUGAAAUAAAUAGCUUAUUAACAAA